Messenger RNA from Crotalus tigris (Tiger rattlesnake), 1984 nucleotides. Its product is annotated as H-2 class I histocompatibility antigen, Q9 alpha chain-like. Lineage: Eukaryota; Metazoa; Chordata; Lepidosauria; Squamata; Viperidae. The transcript is spliced from 9 exons. Gene Ontology annotation, biological process: immune response. The coding region runs from base 96 to 1163 and encodes 355 amino acids. Gene Ontology annotation, cellular component: external side of plasma membrane. The record is from RefSeq and is a predicted model, not a curated record.
UGCUCUGGGUUGUUGCGUUGUUGAUCACCCGGAGCGCGUCUUUUUCUGCCUGCCACUUCUGGAGAGAGGAUCGCAGUUGGAGGAUCGCGGCCAGGAUGGCGCUGCGCUCUCUGCCGCUCCUGGUGUUGGUGGGGGUCGCCCUGCGGGAGAGCUGCCUCGGCGCCUCCUCCCACUCCAUGAAGUAUUUCUACUCCUCCAUCUCGGAACCCAGUCAGGGGCAGCCCCACUUUGUCGUGGUGGGGUACGUGGAUGGUCACAUCUUCACUUCGUACAACAGCAACACCCAGAGGAAUCAGCCUCGAGUCUCCUGGAUGGAGAAAGUGGGGAAGGAGGAUCCCCAGUACUGGGACAGAAACACCCAGAGAUCCCGUGACUCUGAGGAGGUGUUCAGAGGAGACCUGGAGACUCUGAGGCUUCGCUACAAUCAGAGCGAAGGCCUUCACACAUGGCAGUGGAUGUAUGGCUGUGAGCUCCAGGCUGAUGGGAGCAAAGGAGGGUUUAUGCAGCAUGGCUACGAUGGGAGGACCUUCAUCACCUUCGACAAGGAGAGACUCACCUGGGUGGCUCCCGUCCCCCAGGCCCAGAUCACCCAGAGGAAAUGGGACGCUAUUCCAGGAUUGAAUGAGGGACAGAAGGCCUACCUGGAGGAAGAAUGCAUUGAGUGGCUGGAGAAGUACCUGUCCUACGGGAAGGAGACGCUGCUGAGGACAGAGCCCCCAGAGGUGACCAUGAGCAGCAAGACGGAAAUGGAGGAUGGGAUGGAGACGCACAUCUGCCGCCUGGAUGGCUUCUACCCCAGGGAGAUCGAGGCCUCCUGGAUGAGGGACGGGGAGGUCUGGCUACAGGACACCCGACGUGGCGCCGUGGCCCCCAACUCGGAUGGGACCUUCUACACCACUCUCAGCAUCCAGAUCGAUCCGAAAGAGAGGGGCCGCUAUCGCUGCCAUGUGGAGCAUGAUGGCCUGCAGGAGCCUCUGGACGUAGCCCUGAAGGAACCAAAAUCCAACCUGGGGAUCAUCAUCGGCUUCGUUGUGGCUGGUCUUGUCCUGCUGGGUGUGAUUGUUGUUGGGAUCUUGGUAUUCGUCAAGAGAUGCCAUGGCUACAAAAAAGCACCAACAAGUGAGAAAGGAUCCGACAUCCAGGGGAAAACCCCGGUCGUUUAGAAGCCCCCUGGCAGCACGAUGGACACUCCCAGCCUAAGGAGGGAGGAAAGAAUUGAGGAUCAACCUUCUUGUGGAUUAGGCCCUUCCAGCAUGUUGGGUCCAAGAUAUAUUUGGGGUCUUUCAUUUUUGCUUUUAUUAUAGAAUCAGUAACCUUUUUUUUACUAUGAUUGAGGAAUGGAGGAAAAAUAUAUAUAUAUAUUUUUAAUUGUGGGAUCAAAAGAUUUCAAAUUGGGUUUUGUAGAUCAUAGUUUAUAAUAAGUAGGUUGCAUAACACCCUUCAUGGGCUUUUGCUGGUUAAUCUUAAUGGAUUGAGAUUAGAGGUUAGAGAUGAGGUUUCAGAGAUGGGUUUAUAGGGAAUGGGGUGAGGGAGAGGAUGAAAAGUUUCUUGGUUUUAUUUUAAGAGAGAUUUAUAAGUUGUUAAUUUUCAUUAUACUUUUUGGGGAUAAAGGUGGGUAUUUCUUUUUUUCCUUGUGUGAGUUUUAUAAGUUUAAAUGUUAUCUUCUAUGAAACUAUUACUAAAAGAAGAAGCCUGCAUCCUGAGAUGUUUGUCACUAAAAUCGUUGAUGCAUUUUUAAUUGAUUAUUGCACAGUUAAUUGAACAUAUAUUUGAUCAAAGUUUGACAGAUAAUCAGUAUAACGAGUGAAACAUUCAGACUCUGAUUUUUUUUUAAUAGAUUGUCAUUUAUGGAUUUUCAUGCUUUAGAAAAAUGGAACAUGAGAUCAAUUGCACAUCUGGGCUGCUGGCUCCUUUAAUAAUUGCACUUAGAUUGUAAGUUUGUCAAAGUUGUUUGCUGAAAAUAAAUGGUCUUUUUCCUCUCUUA